CGUUAGUGAGACGAGCUGGCGAGAGGGAGAUCAGCUAAACAACCCAAUCGCCUUAGUCCUCCCGUCACUCGGCAAAGAUCUGUCGAGGCCCGAACAGAGAUGCCCAUUGCUGAUGCUAAUGGGGCGCCUCCCCGGGUGAUGGUAAACAUCCCCGCUACCUUUCCCAUCUAUCCUAACUACACUCAUCCAGACGCAUGGCUUGAAGCCGUGCAAGCGCAGGGCUAUGGCGCUGAGGAUCUUCCCCGCGUCAUCACCCUGUUACUCCGAAACACCUCGCACGAUUGGUUUAGAAGGCACCGGUGGGUAGACUGGGAUACUUUCAAGAGAGCAUUCCUUGCGCGAUUUGACGCGGUCAGUGAAAACGAUGCCUGGUUCGUAUUGAAAACCCGUCCGCAGGAACCAGGGGAAUUGCUACCUGACUUCGUGGAUCGUUUUCAGACUGCCUUGGACAAAUCGGGACGGGAAGAGAAGGAGGCUCGGGAUUUGUUUAUCGAUCAUCUCUGCAAUCCCGUGUUGAAGGCGAAAUUGCAGAAAAAGUUCCCCCCCAAGACAAACCAACAGUCAGUUAUCAUAGCCAAGGCACUUCAGUUGGAUCUGCUGGAUACACUGAGGUGCCACUGGUCACGAUACUAUAGUAAUCGGGAGCUGGAACACACUCACGAGAUCUCGAUGCUGUUGGCGCAGAUGUGGCCGAACGAGUCGGCCACCGACGGUACGUUGGUGGGAUUGUUGUGCGGAGAGAUCGCCAAGGGAGGACGAGCCACGGUCGCCUACGAACUUCUCACAUUCUUAUCGCAGCUCAUCGACGAUCUUCCGACGGACAUCAUUUCCUACAAUCCAAGCGAUCCGAAGCAGACGGCACCUGAAACCCUGGAAAGAAAGUUGACGCCAACCGUAAUCUGGGCAAACUGUACGGAGGAUUACGGGCAGUAUCUAAGCGAUCACGAUCCAACGGCUUGGUGUUACUUGGACCUGGACGAGCUUGCACCCGACAAUUCCGACUUCAACGAGUUUUGGCAGGCGCAUUGGGAGAACGGGGAGUUGCCAUCAGACGACGAUCCAGGUCGCAUAGCCAUCGCUGGACUAUUGGAGGAAGAGGAGCCAGAAGCUCGGUCGACCUCCAAGGAAGAAGGAGAGGCAUCAACACCUGAACACCGGGAAGCCUCGCAAGCACCGCCACUCGCUCAAGGAGGAUCGGCCUUGAAUCCCGCUGUCCCCUCGGACGCUGCUAGCCGGCACGAUGGCGCACCAACCUCCCGCCGGCGCCGCCGCCCUCGCUCACCUUCUCCAGCCGCUUCCGCCCCCUCCGCGCUUCGUCCCCAUCCUCCUCCCGGCCCGGACAUACCGUCCUCGUCUUGUCUACCGCCGCCCUCUUGAUUUCCUCCGUUUCCGACCUCUCCCCCACCUUGAAUUCCCCUUGGAUUAUCGCGUCUUCGUCAA
Molecule: messenger RNA, 1440 nt
Organism: Chara braunii
Lineage: Eukaryota; Viridiplantae; Streptophyta; Charophyceae; Charales; Characeae
Source: the annotation of a GenBank genome assembly